GGGAUGCGGAGGAGAGGAAGACAUUAGAGAGAGAGAGAGAGAGAGAGGUGGUCCUACCCUGAAUGCGGACAGAAGGAGGAGGACAGUAACAGUAACUGUGUAGCUGUGUGUGUGUGUCUCAUCUUGAAACACGGUGCUGGUUUCACGGUUCCACCGUCGUAACGUUAUCGAGCAGCAUCAGCAUCACUUCGCCUCCUGCGCAUCAUCAUCAUCCGCGACUCCGAGCAGGAGAAGACUCUCCGCAUCACAGCGAGGCUCGGUUAGAUCGAACGCCUCCUCUUCCUCCUAUGAGAUAAGGUGAACAGGUUUUGAUCCCUGCUCCUGAUCUGUUUUGGGAACCUGUUGUAAUCCAGCUGGAUCCAGAUGAUGGAGCGCCUGCUGUGUCUGCUGGUCCUCAGCUCGGUAGCCCUGAAGGAGGCUGUCGGUGGAGACGUGUGUGUAUCGGGUCAUGACAGCGGGCCAGUGUUUGAAGAACAGCCAAACGGUCUAAUCUACCCAGAGGGCCUCAGUGAAGGCAAGGUGACUCUCAGCUGUCAGGCCAGAGCUAGUCCAGCUGCAUCCUACAGAUGGCUUGUGAACGGCACAGAGGUCCCGCUGGGUAUGGACCUGCGCUACACCCUGGUGGCCGGCAACCUGGUGAUCAGCAGCCCCGAGUCUGUUCGAGACACGGGCUCUUAUCAGUGUCUGGCCAUCAACCGCUGCGGCACCAUCAUCAGCCGAGCAGCUAACCUCAAAUUUGGCUACCUCCAUGACUUCCCUCCGGACAGCAGGAGUCCUCAGACAGCGUAUGAAGGCAUAGGAGCUUUCCUGGCCUGCCAGCCCCCGACACAUUACCCAGCUCUGUCCUACCGCUGGUUAAUCAACGAGUUUCCCAACUUCAUCAAGCAGGACGACGGCCGCUGGUUCGUGUCACAGGUAACGGGGAACUUGUACGCGGCUAAAGCGGAGCCCAACGACACCGGGAACUACUUCUGCUUCACCACCAUCAACAUGGACAUCAGCACCAAGAGUACCUUCAGCAAGGCCAACCAGCUCACUGUGCUGCCUGAUGCCAAUCCCAGGAAGUCAGCUCCGAACAUCAAAGUGCGCUUCCCUGCAGAGACCUAUGCCCUCGCAGGACACACCACUCAGUUAGAGUGCUUCGCCUAUGGAAACCCAGUCCCCAAACUGCGGUGGAGGAAGGUGGACGGUUUGAUGCCGUCCAAGGCAGGCUCCAGUGCCGAGGGUCCCACCCUCAUCCUGCCAGACCUCUCCUUCGACGACGAGGGCGUUUACGAAUGUGAAGCCUACAACUCAGAGGGAAGUGACACAUACCAGGGACGCAUCAGUGUGCAAGCUCAACCAGAGUGGUUGCAGGUGAUGAGCGACUCAGAGGUGGAGAUCAGUUCGGAGCUUCUCUGGGGUUGUGUUGCUGCCGGUAAACCACGACCCUCCAUACGCUGGCUACGCAACGGACAUCCACUCACCACACAGGACCGGGCAGAGGUGAAUGGGGCUCGUCUUAAGAUCAAUAACCUGGCCCUGGAGGAUUCUGGGAUGUACCAGUGUGUGGCUGAGAACAAACAUGGAACCAUCUACUCCACUGCUGAGCUCAGAGUCCAAGUUCAGGCUCCAGACUUCAGGUUGAAUCCAGUAAGGAGACUGAUCCCAGCAGCCAGGGGGGGACAGGUGAUGAUCGAGUGUCGCCCUCGAGCCGCCCCGAAGCCCAGCCUGUUCUGGAGCCGUGGGACAGAGCUGCUCACCAACAGCACCAGAGUCACAGUUACUCCAGACGGCAUCUUAUGGAUCCACAACAUCAGCAGGGCGGACGAAGGGAAGUACACCUGCUUUGCUGAAAACUACCUGGGAAAAGCCAACAGUACCGGACACCUGUCUGUCAGAGAUGCCACUAAGAUCACGCUGGCUCCUUCCAACGCCGACAUCAACCAAGGGGAAAAUGUGACGCUGCAGUGUCACGCCUCCCACGACCCCACCAUGGACCUGACCUUCACCUGGGCCCUCAACGGGGUCCUGCUGGACCUGGAGGACUCUGCCGGUCCGUACCACCGGGUGGAGGGGAAGGAAAACAUCGGUGACCUGUUGACUGUAAGUGCUCAGCUGAGUCAAGCAGGGAUGUACACCUGCACAGCUCAGACUGUGGUGGACAGCGCCUCAGCUUCAGCCAAACUUGUGGUUCGAGGCCCCCCAGGACCUCCCGGAGGUUUACUGGUGAAGAACGUCGCCGAGGCAUCGGUGGAGCUCAGGUGGAGUCGAGGCUACGAUAACCACAGUCCCAUCGGCAAAUAUGUCAUCAUGGGCCGAUCGUCGCUCUCAUCAGAGUGGAAGAAGAUGAGGACAGACCCGGUGAACAUCGAGGGGAAUGCGGAGUCAGCUCGUGUGAUGGGCCUGAUGCCCUGGAUGGAUUAUGAGUUCCAGGUCAUCGCCAGCAACAUCCUGGGCAGCGGAGAGCCCAGCGUGCCCUCACACACCAUCCGCACGCAGCAAGCAGCUCCCACAGUGGCCCCCAGUGGUCUUGGAGGAGGGGGAGGAGACCGCAAUGAACUCAUUGUUACCUGGACGCCCAUGGCCAGAGAGUACCAGAAUGGCGAUGGCUUUGGCUACACCCUGGCAUUCAAGAAGCAAGACGCACCGUCGUGGACGGUGGUGCGUAUUCCUCACGUGGAGUCGUCCCGACACGUUUACUACAACGAGAGCCUGACGCCGUACAGCCCCUUCGAGGUGAAGAUCAAAGCUUAUAACCGCAGAGGAGAAGGUCCGUUCAGCCAGAUCGCCGGGGUCUACUCUGCAGAGGAAGAGCCAACGGUGGGACCGUCGAUGCCCAACGCCACGGCGUUGACCGCCUUUGAGAUCCUGGUUUCAUGGGAGCCCGUCCAGCAGCUCAGCGCCAACGGCAUCCUCAGAGGAUAUGAGAUUCGGUACUGGCGGCAGCACGAGCGGGACGCGGCAGCGGACCGAGUGCGGACAGCGGGACUGGAAACGACAGCCAGAGUGUCCGGACUAAGACCCAGCACCCGAUACCACGUCGCCAUUCUGGCGUACAACAGCGCCGGUACCGGGCCGCCCUCGCCGCGCACCACCGUCACCACCAGGAAACCACCUCCUAAUCGCCGUCCAGGCAACGUGUCGUGGAAGACCGACGGCUCCACGGUAACGGUGAGGUGGGACCACGUGAAGGCCAUGCACAAUGAGUCAGCUGUCCUGGGCUACAAAGUUCUGUACAAACACGAGGGCCAGACGGCGCUGAAGGUUCUGGACAAGUCGAAGACGUCAAUGAGCCUGCCGCUGCCGAAAGACAACGGUUACGUGGUGUUGGAGAUCCGGUCCUGGGGAGAAGGCGGGGACGGGCCGGCGCACGAGAUCAUCGUGUCCCGGGACUCAGGAACUGGUAUGAUGGUGCAGAACGAGGCCUCCUCCACACCGUCCGGUCCUCUCCGCCUCCUCGCCGGCUUGCUCCUACUCACUCUGGUGUCGUCGUCAGGCCUGUGAUCUCAGCCAAUCUGUGGACUUUUUUGCUUUUAACGGCUUAAACUAAAGCUGUCCUGUGUCUCAGCCUGUGUUUUUGGGGCGGGGUGGGGUUCUGGUGGUCGGGGGGGAGGUUGUAGCAAAGCAGCGAUUGGACGGGUGAGGGAAGAAGGACGGGUUUUCAUUUUUUAAAUAAUAAAAAAAAAGGUUUUUUUAAAAGUCUGGAUGGGUUGUGAACGGGUCGGGGGAGGAGCGGGGGGGCAGCCCUGUCUGGUUGUGUAUUUGUGUACCGGUGUCAGUAAAAACCAUGCCUUAUGGGGACCAUCACAUCUGUGGCUGACGCGUCUCACACACGUGUCCUCCAAACUGUAGCUGGCGAGACACAGACUUCAGGUGUAAUUUAUUCAUAGAAUCAAUGAUGAUGUGUAGAACUCGUGUACAUACGGUACGGUCUGACACGUGACGGGUGUCGGCCUGUUCACUCUGAAAGCAACUGGACUGAUGAGUGUCUGGUGGUGUAAAGAGCUAUAAAGGUCUGCAGCUACAAUAUUAAGAACAGCACCUCGUGCAUUUUUCCCUGCUAGGUAUAUAUACUGUCAGAAGUGUAUGGUCAACGUUCCUGAAAAAAAUGGAAUUUAAAAGUGUUGGAAAAGCCUUUUGACAAUGACAAAAGUCACCAAAUUGUCCACAUCAAAUUAUUUACAGCGUUUACAACAUGAAACUCAAAGAUAUCACUUUCAUAUCAAUAGAUAUUUAAAGGGGACAUAUCAUGAUAAACUAUUUUUCAGAGCUUGUGCGCAUCCAUCUGGGUACCUGGAGUUCCUAGCAACCCACAAAACUGUGAAAUAAGACAACCCAGUCAGUUUAUUUGUGGGCUGUCUAGAUCAGAAAACAUGUGAUUCAACAAGCCAAUCAGAUGUGACUUCCCUUCCUAUGUCACAUGCAGCUCAU
Molecule: messenger RNA, 4413 nt
Organism: Sebastes umbrosus (honeycomb rockfish)
Lineage: Eukaryota; Metazoa; Chordata; Actinopteri; Perciformes; Sebastidae
Gene: cntn2
Product: contactin 2
Exons: 23
Coding region: 364-3486 (1040 amino acids)
Biological process (GO): cell-cell adhesion; brain development
Molecular function (GO): cell-cell adhesion mediator activity
Source: RefSeq, a predicted model, not a curated record